AUGCCCGAACCAAGCGAUGCGCCUGUCGACGACUCCAUGACCUCGCCAACUGAGAAUCUGCCAGUUCAUAAUAGUCAGUCCGACGACGCUCGACAUCCUUCUUCGCCUCCGAAUCUGGCCAAUCUGGAUAUCUCGCGCCCGCCACAUCACCACCAUACGAGUUCGACAAGUAUUACACAGAGUAGAAGUCGGCGUUCGCUGGCCUCGCUCGCUCGGGAAAAAACCUCGAACGCUUUCGCCAAUUUGGCUUCAAUAGGCACCACAACUACUCCCAGUCUUCGAUCCGCCACCUCCUCGGGAAGUUUGGGGAGGCAUUCUGCCGUCACCGGUUCGAUCCGUCCAAACUUGCAACGCUCACCAACAUCACCAGAAGUCCAGUCCGUAACACAACGAAGAACCAGUGGAAUCCAUCAUCCAGGUCAAGAGCCUCGAAGCAGUACCACAGUUCCACCAAUGACGAAUCCCGAUCGCAACAAUGGACGGAUGCAUCAGACUUCCUCCAAGAUCCUACGAAUGACUGACGACGAGAGACCUUUCACCCGAGACUUCAAGGAUCUGUUCUCGACGCUAAUUACCAGUCUUCCUCUCACUCCUCAUCGUGUGAGGUUCUCUCGAGUGGAGGAAACAUUUCUGUCGGAAGAAGCCAUCACGAACCUGGGUUCUCUAAAGUUCUCGCAGUCCAACCGCAUACCCGACCCCAAGAACCCAACCCGAUGGGUCGUAACCACCACGACGACCACCUUCUCAAUGGCUAAGGAGAUGGCUCGUUCGGUAUGUCAACGAUUCAUAGACGCCCGCCUUAUCGAGUCCGCUGAGAGCAAAUCGAUCACAACGUUCAAUACCAAAGGCGGUGUCUGGCAGCUGACGCCCAAGGGUCUUUCUAUUCUGUCAACAUUCUGCAACCGCAACGGCAUCAAUGCGCGCCACAUCGAACCACUACUGAAGCGAAACCACAUGCACAUGGUCGCUCUAGAGAGAGACUCGUUGACGGACAAGAUUCACCAAGAUCGAGCAACCGUCGAGAUCAUUUUCCGACGAUUCAUGGGUUCUGAAGGUCCAAAUCUGAAGAGCUCAGUAUCUCUGUCCGACUCGGAUUCCAUCUCGGACUACGCUACCGGGUUGGUUGGUGUGAAGAUGGCGAAGGAGCGCAGGGUACUUGAUAAAGUUGUUCCCUACACCUUUACUGGAAAGGCAGCUUCCGACUGGCUCCUUGACUGCACCACCACCAUCGACCGCAGGGAAACGUAUGAGAUGGCAGAGUUAUUUGUCAAAUGGGGUCUCAUUCAGCCCGUAGUUGAAGACAGAUCCUACACCCGCCAAAACCCAAUGGCAAACUACUUCCAGCCCACAAAACAUGCCGUGUAUACGGUGACGGAGCGCGGUCAGCGUGUAUGCGGCUGGAUUGCGCGCCCGCCCAGUGUCGAGAGCGAAGACAGUCGCGACCUCAAAGAAAAGGGACGGAUGGCAAGAGACUCCAAUGUCGGUCGACUCAACGUUAUCUUGCAGGAUGCUGCUUUACGGUUGUUGUUUAGAGAAUUUCUCAGGCAGUCACUGUGUGAAGAAAACCUUGGCUUCUAUCUCGACGUAACAGAGUUCAUCUCUGCAUAUCGUCAAUUGGACGAGUCAGGAAGACUGAACAGGCCAGAUGUCGUGAGGGAGACUCUAGCUGGGGCAUACGGAUUAUACAAUUCCUUCCUGGCUUCCGGUGCCCCCUCCGAGCUGAACAUUGACCAUGCCCUGCGAAAUCGCCUCGACAGCCGCAUGAUCCGCACAAACCCUGACGAGGAAUCCAUGAGAGAAUCUCUCGACGAGGUCAUCGAACUGUUUGAGCUUGCGCAGGCCGCUGUGUUCAAGCUCAUGGCAAGUGAUUCGGUUCCCAAGUUCCUUCGCGACCCCAAAAACGCCACAGUCUUCCGAGAUCACGAAAUUGAUCUAAUAUCUGGCGCUAACCGUACCUUGUCUCCAGCCCCCGAAGGCAUUGUGAGCCGGUCGAAUACACGAUCAUGA
Molecule: messenger RNA, 2007 nt
Organism: Exophiala spinifera
Lineage: Eukaryota; Fungi; Ascomycota; Eurotiomycetes; Chaetothyriales; Herpotrichiellaceae
Exons: 3
Coding region: 1-2007 (668 amino acids)
Biological process (GO): intracellular signal transduction
Source: RefSeq, a predicted model, not a curated record